Molecule: messenger RNA, 655 nt
Organism: Neltuma alba
Lineage: Eukaryota; Viridiplantae; Streptophyta; Magnoliopsida; Fabales; Fabaceae
Product: glutamic acid-rich protein-like
Exons: 3
Coding region: 1-582 (193 amino acids)
Source: RefSeq, a predicted model, not a curated record
AUGAGGGCAAAUGAUGUGCAUGACUUUAUGGGGCUACCACUUAAGGGGGAAGAGAUUAAAGUAGUUGUGAGUAGUGAAGAUGAAGUGUUCAAGCAAUGGAAGGUUGUGUAUGGCAAUAUUCCAUACAAGAAGAUAGCGUCAUUGUUGACUGAGAAGAAACAAGAUGAAAAUUUUGAGAUGCUGUUUGUCAUGUUUGCAUUAGGAACGCUGUUGUGUCCUAAUACAAGUAUUUGUGAGAUCAAGAAAACAUAUGCACAAUUAGUGUCAAUGCUGGGAGAGGAAAUGAUGGCCCUUCAGUCAAGAUUAACAAAAGAUAGUGACAGUGUAAGUGAAGAGGAGAAAGAUGAGGAAGAAGAAUCUAAAUCAGAAGAGGAAAAAGUUGUCAAAGGAAGUGAAUCAAAGGAAGAGGAAAUUGAAGAAGAAGGAACUGAAUCGGAAGAUGAUAGAGAAGAAGAACAAGAAAAUCAAUCAGAAAAGGAGAUGGGUGGAGAAGAAAAUAAAAGAGAAGAAGAGGAUGAAGAGGGAAAUACAAGAGAAGAAGAGGAUGAAGAGGAUAAGCAAGAGGAAGGAAAAAAUAUGUGAGGAAAUCAACAAGGGUGAUAAGUAAGGGUAAGGCUCUUAGGUAUCCAUUUCUAGAAAUCAAAAGUAAGCUUGG